CGCCGAGGGGUGGUAAAAGAAGGGGCGGCCGCGCAGGGACGGAGAGUCCCUUGCUUCCUGCGCGCCCGCCGCCGCCGAGGUUCCCGCCCGAGUGACGCAGGCGGGGCGCGGGGGCCGGCACCUCGUCCCCCACCCCCCGCCAUGAACACCAGCGGCCCGGGCUUCCCGCUGGCCUCGCUCUACGUGGGCGACCUGCACCCCGACGUGACCGAGGCUAUGCUGUACGAGAAGUUCUCGCUUGCCGGGCCCAUCCUGUCCAUCCGCGUGUGCCGCGACGUGGCCACCCGCCGCUCGCUGGGCUACGCCUACAUCAACUUCCAGCAGCCGGCCGACGCGGAGCUGGCACUGGACACAAUGAACUUUGAGGUUAUCAAAGGCCAACCCAUUCGCAUCAUGUGGUCCCAGCGAGACCCAAGACUUCGAAAGUCGGGUGUGGGCAACAUCUUCAUCAAGAACCUGGAGGAGUCCAUUGACAACAAGGCCUUAUAUGAUACCUUCUCCACCUUCGGAAACAUCCUGUCUUGCAAGGUGGCGUGUGAUGACCACGGCUCCCGAGGCUUUGGCUUUGUCCAUUUUGAGACCCGUGAGGCUGCGCAGCAGGCCAUCAGCACCAUGAAUGGGAUGCUGCUGAAUAACCGCAAAGUCUUCGUCAGCCACUUCAAGUCCCGACAGGAGCGGGAGGCUGAGCUGGGGGUUCGGGCCAUGGAGUUCACCAACGUCUACGUGAAGAACCUGCAAAUGGACAUAGACGAGCAGGGCCUGGAGGAGCUCUUCUCCCAGUUUGGGAAGACGCUGAGUGUGAAGGUGAUGAGGGAUGACAGCGGCCACUCCCGAGGCUUUGGCUUUGUCAACUUUGAGAAGCAUGAGGAAGCCCAGAAGGCUGUGAUGGACAUGAACGGGAAGGAGGUGAGAGGACAGCUGCUCUAUGUGGGCCGUGCCCAGAAGUGGGCGGAGCGGCAGAAUGAGCUUAAGCGAAAGUUCCAGCAGAUGAAGCAGAUGAAGCAGGACCGGCUGAACCAUUACCAGGGCGUGAACCUGUAUGUGAAGAACCUGGAUGACUCCAUUGAUAAUGAGAGGCUGAGGAAAGAGUUCUCUCCCUACGGAGUGAUCACCAGUGCCAAGCCUCCAGCCCAGGCUGCGUGCUAUGGCUCUGGUCCACCUGUCCAGCCUGCCCCCAGGUGGACGGCCCAGCCACCUAGACCCUUGAUACCACAAGCCACCUACUCUCCAGCUGCCUCAGUGGCCUGGUCACCAGCCACGUCUCAGCACUCCCCGACCCACAUCAGCAGUGUCAAGAAGGCCUCUACCCAGGAGCCACCCCAGAUGUCCUACACCCAAACAGUGGCCAACAUUGGUACCCAGACCUCUGGCCUUGGUGAGGCAGGAUGCUCUAUGCCAAGUGGGCCUCUCCUGACACAGAGAUAUUCCUUGGAGACGCCCAACACCCAUGAGGUCCAGGAGCCUGCGGUGUGCAUCCCCGGACAGGAACCCCUGACCGUGUCCAUGCUGGCCGCAGCACCACUGCACAAGCAAAAGCAGAUGAUAGGUGAGCGUCUCUACCCCCUUAUCUACAAUGUCCACACCCAGCUGGCGGGCAAGAUCACAGGCAUGCUGCUGGAGAUCGACAACUCAGAACUGCUGUUCAUGCUGGAGUCUCCAGAGUCCCUCAAUGCCAAGGUGGAGGAGGCUUUGGCAGUGCUUCAUACAGGCUCACCAGACCGUGGAGGAAGAGCAGAUGAAAGUGAAUACCUCAAGAAGAGAAAGUCAGUCAGUCAUGACUGGAUGUCACCACUAAACCUGCCUCAAAUCAGAACCCCAGAUGUCAGCACAAUCCUGAAGUUGACCCUGAAUGAGACAGCAAUGUACUGAGAUAAGUAAAAUAUAUCCUUGCCCUUAAGGAGCACGUACAAGCACUCAAGACCUGUAAUCCAUCUCAAGUCCCCAGAACAUGGGUGCUCAGAAGCAGCAGUGGUGUGGUGGCAAGGGCAUCAGAACCUGCAAUCCAGCCUGUGAUACUGCACAAGUCACUCACUCCCUCUGAUAUGUGCUCACCUAUCACAUGAAGAUAUCACUUCACACACUUGCUGCAAGGGUUCACUGUGUUAGGUUGAUCCCUGGUUU
Molecule: messenger RNA, 2121 nt
Organism: Myotis lucifugus (little brown bat)
Lineage: Eukaryota; Metazoa; Chordata; Mammalia; Chiroptera; Vespertilionidae
Gene: PABPC1L
Product: poly(A) binding protein cytoplasmic 1 like
Exons: 16
Coding region: 142-1869 (575 amino acids)
Cellular component (GO): nucleus; ribonucleoprotein complex; cytosol
Molecular function (GO): poly(U) RNA binding; poly(A) binding; mRNA 3'-UTR binding
Source: RefSeq, a predicted model, not a curated record